Molecule: messenger RNA, 3095 nt
Organism: Lindgomyces ingoldianus
Lineage: Eukaryota; Fungi; Ascomycota; Dothideomycetes; Pleosporales; Lindgomycetaceae
Product: TRP-domain-containing protein
Exons: 3
Coding region: 96-2966 (956 amino acids)
Biological process (GO): fungal-type cell wall biogenesis; transmembrane transport
Source: RefSeq, a predicted model, not a curated record
AGUCCUUCAACCCGCAAACAGAACUCUCGCCUUCACGACACGCCCGCACAUAACCCUUCCCUCGCCCCCCCCCGGGGUCAGUGCACUCCGUAAAUAUGGCUUCCUCGUUUUCUUCUCGGUCGGCAUUCGCCCUCUUCGUCGCCAUUCUCUCCUUUCUCGGUGCUGCGCUGGCCGACAACACCAAAUACGUUACCGGGACCGUCAAUGGACAACAGGUGUAUUUGAAAGAUAACCGACGACCGGCGCUGUACACUGGGAACUUUGGAGACUGCAUGGGCAGCAGCACCGUCAAUGUGACGCGAUUCGAUGCUGCGUACUACAAGGAUAACAUGACUGUGCUUUUCCACCUGGCGGGAGAGACUGCUCUGACGAACGAGGCUCUUAUGAUGUACAUCGGGGUAUUCGCUUACGGAGAAGGUCGAUUCGACUUGACCUUCAACCCGUGCAGCGCAAACAUCGCCAGUCUAUGUCCUAUGCGAGCCGGAAUCCCAAUCGAGGCCAACGGUAUCAUUCCCAUUAGCCAGAGCGAUGUCGCCGGGAUCCCAUCGCUCGCUCUAGUUAUUCCCGAUUUUGAAGGAGAGGCUAUCCUGAGGAUAUUCGCAAACUCUACACAAUCUGAAAUUGGCUGCUUCUCUGCCGUAGUUACCAAUGGCAAUACUUUUUCGCAGCCGGAAGCUGUGGGCUCGAUUCUGGGGAUAUUCACCAUUGUUGCUGUCAUAGCGUCGUUCGCUACUGCCAUCUACGGCGACAACAUCCCGGUCAUGCGCAAACACUACGCACACUCGCUAUCCGUCCUGGUGGUGUUUGCUGUGUGGCAUCACAUCUUCUUCAGCGGAGCUCUUUCCAUGAACUGGCCGAGCGUGCUGGUAGCGUUCUGGAGCAACUAUGCUUGGGCUGGUGGGAUGAUAUAUACGGAGGCCAUGCAAAACUCUAUCAAUAAUUUCGUUGGAUCCAACAAGGGCAAUACCUCGGCGGUCGGAGCUGCCGGAGUUGGUACCUCCAACGAGAAUCUCGGAGGCGGAUACGAUAUUUCCAAGAUUUACAAGCGCGACGUGUACAAUAAUGCUCUGAAUGUCCCUGGACUCAUGAGGCGGAGCAAGUUCAACCGGGUGGCUCGCCACCUUGAGGAGCACCUUGCAAAGAGAGAACUUGCCAACAGCACGGAUGGUUUCUCGUAUUAUGGCCGUCCGGUCAAGCCAGGCCUUCCACUACCAGGAAACUAUUCCGGAUUCGCCGGAACGCUUGCAGAGGAGAAUAUCCCGGCGUCGAAUGCAUUCAUGACCGGGUUCCUCUGGUUCCUCAUCCUUAUGGUCAUAGUGGCCGCCUCGGUUAUUGCUCUCAAGUUCACCUUGGAGGCCCUGAUCAAGACGAAGUUGGUGAAGAAUGAUCGACUUGCUUUCUUCAGAACGCACUAUCUCGGCUACACGGCGCUUGCUGUUCUUCGGACCCUGUUCAUCGGAUUCUUCAUGCUUAUCUUCCUUUGUCUUUUCCAGUUUACUUACCUUGGAUCUACUGGCCCUGUGGCCAUCGCCAGCAUCGUCUUCCUGAUGAUGUUGGUCGGCCUGGGCGGAAUUGCAGGCUACGCUUGCUUCUACAGGAUCAAAUUCGGAAAUUAUGUCUCGGAACCAGACCGUCUUAAUCUAGAGAAGAGGAAGGCCUUAAAGUUCAUUCCCUGGUACGGAUUCUCACGGGCAAGCGAAGGGGCACGGUCGGAAGAUAAAGUUUAUGCUGGUUCCCUGCCGUGGUGGAGAGUUCGGCCUGCUUCUGAGGAGGAUAAAUCAAUCCAUGAUGAUGAGGCCUUUACCAAGAAGUUUGGCUGGCUUGCUUCCCGCUUCCGUAGGACUCGCUGGUGGUUCUUCGUUGUUUGGCUGGUCUACGAGUUCGUGCGAGCAUGUUUCCUUGCUGGCGCCUCCGGACACCCCAUGACCCAAGUUUUUGGCCUCCUCGUGGUCGAAUUCAUUGCAUUCAUUGGCAUCAUCAUAAUGCGUCCUUUUGAGGGGCAACGGUUGAACCUACUUGUUGUCUAUCUCCUUGGAUUCAGCAAGGUGGCUACAGUCGCGCUCUCGGCCGCUUUUGAUACCCGGUUCAACCUCCCACGCAUUCCCACUACCGUUAUCGGGAUCGUCAUUAUCGUCAUCCAAGGGAUUCUCACCAUCAUCGUUCUCAUGGCGAUUGUGCUAGGAGCUAUCUCCAGUUACAUGUCGGUGAUGCGUAACCGGGAAGACUUUAGACCCAAGAAGUGGGUUCCUUACCGUAAGAGGUACUUCAACCACAUCGACCAAAAAGAGAAGGACGCUCCCCCUUCUCCGCCACCCCCUCCACCACCAGAACCAGAGCAACCCAAGGGCCCUUACUUCAGCGUCAAUUCUAUCAAGCGAAUGCCAAAGAUUGAGGAUGAGGAUGCCGAAUUCGUAGCGGAGAUCAGUGGCGAACCCAAUAUGUCCCAGGUUUCAUUAGCGUCUAGGAACAUGGCUGAAGCUGCUGAGAUUCAGAACCGCCCCAGCAGAGCUCCGAGUAUCCGGUCCCAGAUGUCCUUCACCAGCCUUCCGUAUGGCGCUCGCGUCCACCGCGCGAGCUGGAGUUCCCGAGACUUCAGUGACUAUCACGGCCAUAACCGACAGCGUACGCUGAGUUCUACUAUGCCGCUCGCUCCCGAGCCCCCUAGUCGACCAGCAAGCCGGACUCUGCCUGCACUCAACGCACGUUUUGCCGGCAGCAGCGAGAAUGUGAAUCGUCAAGCUAGUCCACUAUCUAGUCGACCUUUGACACCGGUCAUGUCGCCAGUGGAGAUGGGUCGCGAGUCGAAUAACCCUAGUCCCCUUGCUCGACCAAAGAGCAGACCCAGCGUCGGCGCUCCGAGGACUUCCAGACCGCAGCUACAGACGCUGAUGAGUGAAAACGAGAUCCCAAGUUUGCCGCAGAUGAAACAUGCGAGGGAUGCUGCGAAACCUAGCGCGGUGACAUGAGCAGAAGUGAAGCACGGAGGAGCCGCAAACGGAACGGAGUGAUUAAUGAAGACGCUUGAGGACGAUUAUUCCUCAUCUCAACAGCUUUCCACAGCUUAACGAAGUCAUGAUACGAAAACAAGUCCUGAG